Trypanosoma grayi is the source of this 372-nucleotide messenger RNA. RefSeq lists its product as hypothetical. The coding region runs from base 1 to 372 and encodes 123 amino acids. The transcript has a single exon. Lineage: Eukaryota; Euglenozoa; Kinetoplastea; Trypanosomatida; Trypanosomatidae. The record is from RefSeq and is a predicted model, not a curated record.
AUGUCGUUCUCAACAAGGCUCAAGAUGGCCUGGGGCUCUACGGUAUCGUACUUUGAAAGCUUUGCUGACAAGAAGAAGGAGAUGAUGGUUACCUAUGAUGUCGUAAAGGGCAGUGGUCGCACUGGAAGAUCCGCUCGAUCUACGGGAGGGAUACCCCAGCAGCCUCUAUAUGAUAUGGAUGCGAGUUCCGAAUAUCAAGAAGAAGAAUAUGCUUCUGAGAUUCCCUACGAAGAUGUCGGUAAUCCUGAAGGUUUUUACGAUGAAGGAGAAUUUCCCAUGGGUCCUCCCAUGGGCCCUCCUAUGGGAUACCCUCCUAUGGGAUACCCUCCUAUGGGGUACCCUCCACCGAUGGAACCAGGCUACCUACCUUAG